AUGCCGCCAGAUAGAUGCCUUAGCAAUGCAGCAGUGGAAUACAUUGAAACCAGGGUGGAUGGCCAGCUGCACUCGGCUUUCGAGGAUCCUAAUACAGGAAUAAGAUACAACCCCACGAUAGACCAAUUUCUGGACCAGAAGCGACUCGAAUUGCAACAGCAGCGACAACAACAGGAAUUACAAGCCUCCAUUCAACAGUAUUCUCCCUUCCCGUCCCCCCCGUCGCCGUGCCGCGCUGAUAAAAUGCCGGGUAAUAGCCCGACAUAUAUAGACAAGCUCGUCAAAGAGCGGGAAGAAAGAUUCCAAGAAGCUCUUGACGCAUACCUCAAAACUCCCUCUGCCGAAAGGACCCCGAGCAAGCUCGUGGGGAAUACCACAUGGGACGACGUUCAGAAACUAAUGCGCAAGGCUGAAGACGAGUACCAUGACGUCGGCACCAUACGCAAACACCUGCGCAAAUUCAGUGAGAACGCGCCGAUAUUCAAUUCCUGGCUGACCUUGCUGCCCCAGGCCUCCUACUCCUCUACCAUAUACGGCGGCUUUAGGAUCAUGUUCGAUGCCGCGGCGAAGCUGCACGAUGUACGUGAGAAGGUGUUCGAGAUACUCGGCGAGAUCCCGGACAGGAUUGCCAAGACGCAGGUCUACGCCGAGCUCUACCGGUCUUCGCAGCAGGUACAGGAGAGGAGCGCGGAGUUGUAUGUUGCGAUUCUGGAUAUUUUUGAGCAUGUGCUGGGGUGGUUUGCGAAGAAGCCGGGGAGUAUGAUUACCGUUACCUUUUCACCCCGGGUGGGAGAAUGGUGGUGACUUACCUUGAUAUGAAUGGGGGGAGUGUAGGGAAAUUCGGAAAAGCCUUGUUGAAAGGCGAACUUUAUUCUAAAGAGAUUGACCUGAAGGUAUCGAAGAUGAGGGAUGUUGCGAAGAACUUGAGGGAGGAGGCAAAGCUAUGUUUGCACGAGAGCUUGAGGGAGAUGAAGAACGGUUUGUACCUCAUCGCUAAUGUAUUCAUAUUUUGGGAAGGCUUGCUGAUGCGGGGUUGUGCCGUAGGAAGCGUGCUACAAGAUAGCAGACUCCAAAAUAUGGAAUCAAUGAACCACGAGAUCCUCCGCAAUUCACUCAACGCAAAUUUUACUACCCAGAUGCAGAACCAGAUGUUAACAGAAAUCUACAAUAAGGUAUACCAGCUCCUCCAGAGCUCGGCCAACUAUGACAAAGACACCGGACAAGCCAAUGUCCCGCAGAUCGAGAGUGACGCCCGCGGGCGGGUGGCCCAACGGAAAGGUUUAGAACACUCUUCCCCUCACCCGACCAAUUAAUACCAGGCUAACAAAGCGGACAAACAAAGUCUACUCAAUUGAACUUUUGAGCUCGCUCUCAUUCUCCCCCGGCGACCUCGCAACCGCGGUAAAAACCUCCCUACGCCACGGCCACGGCGCAUCACUCGCGGAGAAAGACCGGGCGAACUGGAUCAUGAAGUCACAGCGCAUGAGCCAAUGGCUAACCUCCACAACCCCCAGCACACUGUUAAUAAACGGUAACGGCGAGCACAAGAAGAUCUCCCCGCUAUCAUUCAUAGCAGCCCUGCUGGUGCAAUCAUUAACCCAAUCUGAUGUUCCGGUCCUAUACUUCUUCUGCGGUGAAAAUACCAGCAGCAGUGGUGGUGGCCCGUCAGACUUGAUACGUAGCCUAACAGCACAAUUGCUAACACACUACGAUUUCGACCUGACCACCCUCCGUCACACGCGAAAGGGCACGCCAAAAACGACGAAGCAGCUAUGCACUCUAUUCGAAGGCCUCCUCGCACAAUUACCCGACGACUCAUUGCUCUUCAUACUCAUUGACGGGAUCACGUACUUUGAAAACGCGGAUCGCCGCGAAGAGACAUGUUUCAUUAUUGAGAGACUACACGAGAUCUCCCAAGGCGCCCACCCGCUUGUUAAGGUUUUGGUGACGGCGCCGAGUAAGAGUCGGUAUGUGGUUAAGGUGCUGCAGAGUGAUGGUGGAAGUGAUGACGAUGGGAAGGCGGGGGGGAUGAAUGAAGGUAGCGGCUGGGGGGUUUUGCAUGCUCCCGUAAAUCCGGGUGGUGGAAGAGUGGGGCUUAGUGUGCCAUAUUGGGAACGGCGGACUACUGGGAGUGUUACAGACUUAAGGAGAGCGGCGGAAGAGCAGAGCGACGGUAUAGUGAGAGAAGAGGAGGAUGGUGGGAGGAAAGGGAGGAAAGGGAAGGGAAGAAGGAGGGCAAGGUCGGAGGAAGGGAGGACGAGGGGGAGGACACGAUAA
Messenger RNA from Tuber aestivum (summer truffle), 2277 nucleotides. Lineage: Eukaryota; Fungi; Ascomycota; Pezizomycetes; Pezizales; Tuberaceae. The record is from the annotation of a GenBank genome assembly.